Drosophila serrata is the source of this 1129-nucleotide messenger RNA. RefSeq names its product retinol dehydrogenase 12. The record is from RefSeq and is a predicted model, not a curated record. NCBI's taxonomy places the organism in Eukaryota, Metazoa, Arthropoda, Insecta, Diptera, Drosophilidae.
UACUUUUAUUCUAUUUGAGAACACUCAAUUGUAAACAACGGCAGGCAAACCAAAAUAUACGAAUACAAAAUGUGUAGUUUAUCUAGUUGCUUGUGUUGCCCCCUAAUUUUCUGGCCGGCUGUCAUUGGUGCGGCUAUGUAUUUGUUGAGAAAAUACAUGCAGGGCGGACAGUUCACUAAGCAGACCAAUGAAACCGGAAAGGUGUUCAUUGUCACGGGAGCCAACACAGGAAUCGGCAAGGAGACAGUCCUGGAAAUAGCGAAGCGCGGCGGAACCGUCUACAUGGCCUGCAGGGAUAUGAACCGGUGUAAUAGAGCGCGCGAUGAGAUCAUCAAGGAAACUAACAACCAGAAUAUAUUCUCCCGCGAAUUGGAUUUGAGUUCCUUUGAUUCCAUUCGGAAAUUCGCUGCUGGAUUCAAGCGCGAGCAGGAUAAGCUCCAUGUCCUCAUUAACAACGCUGGCGUAAUGCACUGUCCGAAAUCUCUGACCAAGGAUGGCAUCGAAACGCAGCUUGGUGUUAAUCACGUGGGUCACUUCCUGCUCACCCAUUUGCUGCUGGACGUGUUGAAGAAAACUGCUCCGAGUCGCAUCGUCAAUGUUUCCAGCUUGGCCCACACACAGGGAUCCAUUAAUGUUAGUGACCUGAACAGCGAGAAGUCCUACAGUAGAAUCGGGGCUUAUAGCCAGAGCAAAUUGGCCAACAUUCUGUUUACCCGGGAGUUGGCCAAGCGAUUGGAGGGCACCGGGGUCACGGUCAACUCCCUGCAUCCCGGCGCAGUGGACACUGAGCUCCUGAGAAAUUGGGGCUUCUUGCAGAAUGACAUCGCACAGCUAUUGAUCAAACCGCUCCUUUGGACGCUUUUCAAGACGGCUAAGUCUGGAGCACAGACUUCCUUGUAUGCCGCCCUGGAUCCUGAUUUGAAGAAGGUCUCUGGUCUCUACUUCAGCGACUGUCAGGCCAAGGACGUGUCUCCAGCUGCCAAGGAUGACAAAACGGCCAAGUUCUUGUGGGCUGAAAGCGAGAAAUGGACUGGUGUGGGCACAUCUAAGGUGGAUUAAUUAAGCAUUGCUUUGUAUUUAACGCCAUUUCAUUAUUUAUUUUUCCAAUCAUUUUUACAAUAAAAUUAAA